Diabrotica virgifera virgifera (western corn rootworm) is the source of this 2194-nucleotide messenger RNA. Its product is annotated as transmembrane emp24 domain-containing protein 5-like. Gene Ontology annotation, biological process: intracellular protein transport; Golgi organization; endoplasmic reticulum to Golgi vesicle-mediated transport. The record is from RefSeq and is a predicted model, not a curated record. Gene Ontology annotation, cellular component: endoplasmic reticulum-Golgi intermediate compartment; COPII-coated ER to Golgi transport vesicle; Golgi apparatus. Lineage: Eukaryota; Metazoa; Arthropoda; Insecta; Coleoptera; Chrysomelidae.
AAGAAACAGAUCUACCAACAGAUAAAUUUAAAAUCCCUAUAAAAUAAUUUUCCGUUUUCCGAAGUUUUUCCUAUCCUAACUAAAAAAUUAUUAAUUAUUCCAAACAAAGAAGACCGAACCCUUUUUUAAUGUCCACUAAAUAUUUAAUAACGUUAAAUGGAGAAAAUGUUCAAAAGAAGUAAAAAAGAACAAUGACGUUUAACCUCAUUGUCCAAGCUUCAGUUGAUAAUUACAAUACAAACAAUAAGUAUCAAAGUUUGAAGUGGUAAUGACUGUGCAUAUCAUUUCUACAAGAUGAAUUACUUUUUGCUAUACAUAUUUCUAUUUAUUUUACACCAAGUUAACUCACUGGAAAAAGAAAUUACUGUUUAUGUGGAGGCCGGUACAGAAUCGUGUUUCUACCAACCCAUUAAAAAGGGGGAAAUUGUAGACCUGGAUUAUCAAGUCAUUGAUGGAGGCCAUGGAGAUUUAGAUAUAAAUUUCAAUUUAGUUCAUCCGAAUGGAAUUCUUUUAACUGAUUUCAAAAAGUCUGAAAAUACCCACCGUCUUGAUGCUGAAGUAGAAGGAGACUACAGGUUUUGCUUCGAUAACUCUUUCAGUUCAUACAACACAAAGACUGUAUUUUUUGAAUUAAUAGUAGAAGGAGAUGAUAAUGGAGAAUGGAGUAGUGAAAACAUGAAGUUCAACACAGAAGAUGAAGAUUUUGAAGCUCAAAUAAGCGACGUACAAAAAAUAGUAAGUACUGUGAGGAUACAUCUGACUAAAAUUAGGUACUUACAAGAAUUAAUUAAAUCCAGUGAAGCCAGAGACAGAAACAUUGCUGAGGAAAAUUUCUUUAAAGUUAAUUCAUACUCCAUGGUACAGUUGUCCCUGAUGAUCAUUGUUGGGUUUAUUCAAGUGGUUAUGGUAAGAAGUCUUUUUGAUGAUCAUUCAAGAGUACAUAAGAUUUGGAAAAAUUUAGAUAAGAGGUUACAUUAAUAGAUAAUUGUACUAUUGUUACUGGUGCUGCAUCAAAUAUACCAAACUCGAGUUAAUUUUAAGUGUCUUCUUUACCAUGUUCAAAAUAUUGACUGAUAAUAGGUACUUAAUUCAACAGAUCCAAUGUAGUUGUCCUUUUUAAUGCUCAAUUUUGAUAAAUCGUUUAUUUAGCAGGUUAGCCCAAAUUUUUCUAUGAAUAUAAAAUCUGAAGUAUAUACCUAGAUGAUAUUAUUGUAAUUUUGACAGUAUUUUACUGCAGACUAAACAAUAAAGUACAGUCCGUACAAUAUAGAUACAUGAUAUUAGAGGUGGGAAAUUUAGCGAUAGAAACCUUUCAAAUUUACAUUAUAAUAUCGAUUCUUUCCCACCUUUAGACUUUAGAUGUAUCAGAGGAGUAUGUCAACUAAAACUGUCAGUCACAGUGGUAGUUGCCAAACUAAUCCGAUACAUCUAAAGGAAAGGUUUCUAUCACUAAAUUUCCCACCUAUACUAGAUUUAUCUCACAACCUAAUAUCGAGGGGCUCGAGUGAAAACCCCUAACUAAAAAUAACAUUGUUUCGAAAUAAUCGCGAUUAACGAUUUUAGGAAGUUUAAAGAAGAUUUCAAAUCGUCAUAGGAAGUUCAAUCAAAUCGUCAUUAAACUUUCUAUGACGAUUUGAAAACUUCUUCAAACUUCCUAAAUCUUUAAUCUCGAUUAUCUCGAAACAAUGUUAUUUUUAGUUAUCGGGUUUUCGCUCGAACCCCUCGAUAUGUUUUCCAUCUUUUGUGUUAUUUCCAGUUAUUAGCGCCCUCAUCACUGUAUGCACAAGAUUUUUUGAAAAAUAUUUUUGGAUUCGGAAAUUGGUACAUUAAAAUAAAUGUAAAGAUUAAUUUUCAUUACAAUCAAUUGGGGUUUAAUCCCACAUAAAUACAAUAUUUAAUCUACCCUUUAUUUUUAAUAAAAUAUGUUAAUUAUUAAUUAAUAUUAUGUAUAUUAAUAAAAGUCGUUAGUUUUUAAUGACAGGUAUUAAUAUAAAUUUUGUAUUACAUAAUAUAAAAUCAUGAUCAAUAACUACAAUUGGUAAUUUUUAUUUACCAAAUUUGUCAUAGUCGUAGCAAUAUUUUGAAGUGAUAUGAAUUUUAAUGUCUUAAGGUUUUGUACACCUUUACAAAGUGCCAUAUUAUGUUCUUUACCUUGUAUAAUUAUUUGUAUAAAUAAACAUAAUAUUUAUUUUAA